CCAUUGCUGAGUUUGUCAAAGAAAGAAGAAAAUUAUCCACAAACCUUUGAGGUAUAUGCAAAUUUCUUUCCACGUUGAAUUGCAAAAAUCAAUAAGUAAAAUAAUUAUUAGUGCAACAAUAUUGCGAAAAAACGUUUACUUAGCAAUUGUUUUAAAAGAAUCAAUAAGGUGAGAAGCAGAAAUACAUCCAUUGAGGAAAAGCAUUAGCGCAGACUGCGCUACAUAUAGAGUGUAAAACAGAUGAAAAUUAUGGCUGACUUGGACGCAGUACACUUAGGAUUGGACGAAAAUGAAGCAGAUAUAGCCGAAGAGUUACAAGAUUUCGACGACUCUUUUGACACAAGGAGCGAGGCGUCAGAAUCAGGUUCGGAGUCUUCAGUCUCCCAGCCUAGUAUUAGUUCUGUGAGCACGACUAUAUCGUCAAUCGGUGAAAAACGUAAAAAUAAAACAAAGAAAAAAGCUAGUAAAGAGAGUGAGAAGAAAGCAACUACGAAGCGUACAUCUUCGCCGGCGGUCGGAGCUGUAAACGGAAAAACUUCUGUAGGUGGUAAGAAAAAACGAAGUAACGAAGAAUCAUCAAAUAAAGACGAAUCGUCAACUAAAACUUCAGAAAGUAAAGGUACCAGCAGUAAAGAAAAGAAAUCGCAAAAAAAAGCUAGCAGUUCUAGCAAAAACUCUACUACUUCAGUAGCUAAUAGUAAUGGGCCGGCAAAUACAAGUAGUGGGUCUGUAUCGGCAUACGCCAAUACCAGUGGUAAUAAAAGUGAAGCCAGUGAUGCAGAAGACAAGCCUACAACGAAGACACCAUUUGACAGCGAUUCCGAAUCAGAAGAUUCUGAUUCAGCAGCAAAUAUUAAACGUAAUGGACGAAAGCCGAUAUCUAAGAGUGCUUCCCCCGAAAAGAAAACCCAAAGUGGGUCGACUACUAGUGGCAAAUCGUAUGAUUAUAUGACUAAACUAAACUACUUGUUUCGGGGUACUCACUUCUUCCUUAUUAAAUCAAAUAAUGCAGACAAUGUUGCCAUUGCUAAGAAUAAAAAUGUUUGGGCUACACUACCACAAAAUGAGGCAAAUCUUAAUCAAGCAUUCAAGGAAUCCCGGAAUGUUUUAUUAAUCUUCUCCGUCAACGAAAGUGGAAAAUUUGCUGGGUUUGCCCGCAUGAGUUCACAGUCGCGCAGAGAUCUUUCUCAUCCGGCAUGGGUUUUACCACCUAGUAUCUCUCCAAAGGCACUCGGAGGUAUAAUUGAGUUGGAUUGGAUAUGUCGAAAAGAGCUGUCAUUUAACUGUACUUCUCACCUAUACAAUACGUGGAAUGAAAGUAAGCCGGUUAAAAUUGGACGUGAUGGCCAAGAAAUUGAGCCCAAAGUAGGCUCAGAGCUAUGUCGCUUAUUCCCCGAAGAUGAGAAAAUCGAAAUGACACCUAUAUUACGAAAAUCGAAAGAAACUGCUAAAAUGAUGCGUGAAAAAGGAAUUCGUGUCUCAUAUCGUCCACCGCGAAGUUUAUCUUCUCGUGGUAGUCGCGGUGGUGCUGGCAGCGGUUUCCCGAGUUACCGCCAAGGCGACCGUCGAGCUGGUAGUAGUGGUGGUCCAAUGCGACAUAGGCGUACAUUUAGUUCCGGACCUCAUCGUCCUUAUAAACUUCCACCACUCGGUAUGCCACCGGGUGGCGGUUUUAAACGCUCAUCCUCGCCAUACCGCAGUAGUGGUAGCGUAGGUGCGGGUGGAAGUGGAGGAUCACGUGCUGGUGGAGGCGAUACUGGCUUGCCAUCAUGGGAUCGGUAUAUGAAUUCUGCCGAAGCAUACAUGGUAGACUACAUGCGCUCCAUGCAUGGACAACUGCCUCCAUUACCGUUCGUACCGCCAUUUGCGCAACUUCCACUAUCUGCUUCCGGUUCGGGUGCUUUACCGCCACCAGGUCCACCAUCUAUGUACGAUCAAUUACCGCCACCAGUGCGUUACUACGAUGGACCACCACUGCCAGAUUAUCCUCCACCUCAGCCAAUCAGGCCUCCACCACCUGGUUUUGACAAAGCACCAUCCUAUGAAGACUUCGCAGCAUGGAAAAAUGCCGGUUUACCCACGUUACCCGAUGGUAUGCCACCAGGUUUCCCGAGCUUUGGCAGCAGUGCUGGGACGUCAGCUUCCAAUGGUGGUAACAGCGGUAUUGGGGGCUCUAGCUCUGUCGGAGGUAGUGGUGGUUUUUCAAGUUCUACUAAUGCUAUUAAUGCAGGCAACACAUCAGGUGGUCCUAACAGUUUUCGUAGCAACAGCCAACGUUCCAACAACUCAAAUAUGAUGCGUCCACGUGAACGAGCUGGUGGUCGUGACUACCGUGGACCUAGCGGUGGUGUAAGUGGUGGCUCCGGAUCCCGCAGCGGUGGAAACGAUAGACAUUUCCGUGCUGGUGGUGGCAGCAGCGGUGGAGCGCGUAAUUACCGUGACGGUAGACGUUAAAACAACAAUGUGUCUAUGAAUAUGAUAUACGCAACAAAGGUGUAAAGUGAAGUAUUUACGGGCAGACGGUUACAAACGUCCUCCCAUUGUGAACGCGAAAACCACUAAAGAAAGCAAAAUUGAUGAAGGUUUUGUGUGAAAAAGUGCGUCGAAAUUCUUAAAAAAAAAUUUAAAUAAAAUAUCCCGAUAAAGAACCUCUUUAAAUGCACCCCGUAACCUCUUCGUGUUCGAACUAUGUAAUCGGAAUGAAUGUGUGUCGGAAAACGAGUGAGGUUUUGAGCUGCAUGCGAGUAAUAUAUUAUUCAAGUGCGGCUACUAAGUUCUUUAAUAUAAUGCUCUUCAAAUUACUUAAUAACGCGUAAAGUGAUUGCAAAAUUAGGCAAAAAAAUUUAACAUGCAAAAGGAUUUUAAAAUCCCUCAAAUAUAAAGUGUAUAUGUAUUAAAUCUUAAAAAGUUAUAUAGACAUUGAUAGAAACAAGAAAAUGACGCAUAUGUUAAUACUUUUUAGUUGUUUUAUCAUUAACAACUAAUUUAGUCGAAACAUAUAUUUUCAGUAAUAAGUCACUAAAAAUGAAAAUUUUUCAUUUUUUAAUUGGGAUUACAAGUGAAAAUCAAACAAAGUAAAAAAUAUUUUUAAAUACAUUUUAUUUAUAUGUAUAUGAAAUCAAUGAACAGCCUAUAUUGCAGUUCUAACUCGAAUGUUAAAGUUAUUAAAUUAAAAUUGCAAUGCAAAAACUUCAGUUCUUAAUACAUCAUGGCAUUGUUGGAUAUUUACAUAUUUUAUUACAAAUAUACUUGCAGUCCCAAAUUAUGAAAAUGAUAUCAAUAAAUGUAUUACUUCAGUUUUGUUCGCAUAAAUUAAAAAAAAAAAAGAUAUACAUAUAUAUUAUUGACUAAAGUUAAUUUUAAAAGUACAUGUUUAAAUUAUAACACACUGUGUCGCUGUACAACAAAAGCAAUUCCAUGGUAAAAGGAAUGAAAAGUUGACAAACUUUUUCAAUUAUAAAUACAAUGCAUAUACAUACUAUAUAAUUUUAAAUCAUAGUUAUAAUUAUACGUAUCGUAAAAAUAUAAACAAAACCAUA
Bactrocera neohumeralis is the source of this 3539-nucleotide messenger RNA. It is a transcript of the gene Ythdc1, whose product is annotated as YTH domain-containing protein 1. The transcript is spliced from 3 exons. Gene Ontology annotation, molecular function: N6-methyladenosine-containing RNA reader activity; mRNA binding. Gene Ontology annotation, cellular component: nucleoplasm. The coding region runs from base 241 to 2454 and encodes 737 amino acids. The record is from RefSeq and is a predicted model, not a curated record. Lineage: Eukaryota; Metazoa; Arthropoda; Insecta; Diptera; Tephritidae. Gene Ontology annotation, biological process: mRNA splicing, via spliceosome; regulation of alternative mRNA splicing, via spliceosome.